AUGUCUUUUGCCCCUAAUCCAGAAGUGAAAAGAAAAGGUGUCCGUGUGGCUAAGGACGAGAAACCUGUUGGUGGACCUGUCCACCAGCGCGAUUUACAUCCAUGUAAACCUGUGGUCACGGCCGUCGAGGAGACAUUUUCAUCUGGAGAGAGUAGAGCACAAGUUCCUCCUCAAACAGGCCGGUGUACACAUGAAGAUCUGAAGCCAUCGAUUUUAGACCAGUUGGGAAAGCUGUCGACUGAGUUGAAGCAGCAAUUAUCUCAAAUUGAGAGAAAAAUAUGCAGGCGAUUAGGUCUUCCCGAUCCUACCAUAAAGACGACCUGCAAGAGGAAGGCAAAUGAUGAUACUCAUAGAAAUUCUGGGUUUCAGAAAAGUGGUGGCCCCCAAACGCAGCCUCCAACCAGCAGGGCAAAAAAAAAACAAAGUCCACAUGUAGUUGCCCUAGCCAGAAUAACCAGUCGUGUUUACUUUGGUCGAGAGAAGACAACGGCGUCUCUGAAGUGGUGGUGUACGUUUUUCAUACAGGGUACGCGUACACCCGACGAUGGUGGCCUGCAAGUAGAAGAAACUGGGACUCCGGUCAUUCUGAAAACCUUGUCCAAUGUUCUAUUUGCGUUUCCUAAGACCUAUGUUUCACGACCAAAGAGUCCUAUAAACAACCGUUGCCAGACUGAAAAACCCAUAAGUGUUGAGUGUGAGGAAACAAACCCUAACGCUUCUGAUCCAAAGGUUCCAUCCACUAGAAUUGAAGACGUUGGUGAACCAGGUCCUGCUAAAAAAUUGAAAGUUUCAAAACCAGCACUUGUCGAACAUAAACAUUUCGGAGUUCCUUCCCCCGUUGGGGAGGAAGAAAAAUAUGACAGCUGCAAGGAAGAUAUCUGCAAUGAUUCCCAGUUGCAAGAGGAAGUAACCCAAGAGAAACGAGGCCAUCAGAUUUCAGACACGGACGAGAACUCUAAUGAUGCGUAG
Molecule: messenger RNA, 969 nt
Organism: Eruca vesicaria subsp. sativa (arugula)
Lineage: Eukaryota; Viridiplantae; Streptophyta; Magnoliopsida; Brassicales; Brassicaceae
Source: the annotation of a GenBank genome assembly